This is a messenger RNA of Scatophagus argus, 3291 nucleotides long. It is a transcript of the gene slc13a5b, whose product is annotated as solute carrier family 13 member 5b. Gene Ontology annotation, cellular component: membrane. Gene Ontology annotation, molecular function: sodium:dicarboxylate symporter activity; citrate transmembrane transporter activity; succinate transmembrane transporter activity. Lineage: Eukaryota; Metazoa; Chordata; Actinopteri; Scatophagidae. Gene Ontology annotation, biological process: monoatomic anion transmembrane transport; citrate transport. The transcript is spliced from 12 exons. The record is from RefSeq and is a predicted model, not a curated record. Bases 35 to 1831 code for a protein of 598 amino acids.
UCCUCCUCUCCUCUGCGCCUCAAAAGCGCGAUCCAUGGUCCGAAAGCCUCCCUUGUCUCCGUUUUUCUUCAGGAUGGCAUUCUUCAAAUAUCUUCGCUCCGUUAAGAGUGAUCUUAUCCUCUUGUUAACUCCGUUUCUUGUUCUUCCGCUGCCACUAGUGAUCGGGACUUCGGAGGCAGAAUGUGCCUAUGUGAUCAUCCUGAUGGCAGUUUACUGGUGCACAGAGGUCCUUCCAUUAGCUGUGACAGCCCUCCUCCCAGCCCUCCUUUUCCCCUUGUUUGGCAUUAUGGAGUCCAAAGACGUGUGUAUGCAGUACCUGAAGGACACAAACCUGUUGUUUGUCGGGGGACUGAUGGUUGCAGUAGCCGUGGAGCACUGGAAUCUGCACAAGCGCAUUGCCUUGAGGGUGCUGCUCUUUGUUGGUGUACGUCCAGCGCUAUUGAUGUUGGGUUUCAUGGGUGUGACAGCUUUCUUGUCCAUGUGGAUCAGCAACACUGCAACCACUGCCAUGAUGGUGCCUAUUGUCCAAGCAGUGCUGGAGCAGCUCAACAACAGUGAAGCAGAGAUACCUCAGAUCCUCAGCUCAAACGAGCAGGUCCAGACGUCAGACGCUGACAGCAAACAGCCUCCACAGACCGGAAAGCAGAGCGAGGGACAAGGCUCAGUGGUGGUGACUUUCUUGGAUGCUACAGCGGAGGCUGCGAGGCAUAAAGAGGCAGCAGAAAAGAGGAGAAUGUGCAAAGGGAUGACCCUGUGUGUCUGUUAUGCUGCCAGCAUUGGAGGCACCGCCACGCUGACAGGAACUGGUCCCAAUCUGGUCCUCAAGGGACAGAUGAACCAGCUCUUUCCUCAAAACGGAGAUGUGCUUAAUUUUGCCUCCUGGUUCGGCUUUGCCUUCCCCAACAUGAUUCUCAUGCUCACACUGGCCUGGCUUUGGCUGCAGUUUGUCUUCAUGGGAUUCAACUUUAAGAAGACAUGGGGCUGUGGGGCUGUGAAGACAGAGAAGGACAUUGCUGCCUAUAAUGUGAUCUGCGAGCAGCAUCGUCUGUUGGGGCCCAUGUCCUUUGGAGAGAUAAGUGUCCUGAGUCUCUUCAUUCUGCUGGUGGUGAUGUGGUUCACAAGAGACCCGGGCUUUGUUGAGGGCUGGGCGACCGAUAUCUUCAACUCCAGAGCAGAGUAUGUGACUGAUGCCACAGUGGCAAUCUUCAUUGCCAUUCUUCUCUUUGUUCUGCCCUCUAAACCCCCACGUUUCUGUUCAAGAAGGACUCACAGUUUUGAAAUCGCACCCCAUCAAGCUACUGGUCCAACUCCACGUCUGCUCACUUGGAAAAUUGUCCAGAAGAAGUUACCAUGGGGCAUCGUGCUUCUUCUCGGAGGAGGAUUUGCUUUGGCCAAGGGCAGUGAAGAUUCAGGACUGUCAAAGUGGAUGGGAGAUCAAAUGGCUCCCCUGCAAAACAUCCCUCCCUGGGCAAUAGCUAUCAUCUUAUGCCUGCUGAUUGCCACCUUUACAGAGUGCACCAGCAAUGUGGCCACUGCAACGCUCUUCCUACCUGUCUUAGCUUCAAUGUCUCAGUCCAUUGGAAUCAAUCCACUGUACGUCAUGGUGCCUUGUACCCUAAGUGCCUCUUUUGCCUUCAUGCUGCCUGUUGCUACGCCUCCAAACGCUAUAGUCUUCUCUUAUGGAUACCUCAAGGUUGCUGACAUGGCCAGGACAGGAAUAGUCAUGAACAUUAUUGGAAUCCUUUGCAUUACACUGGCUAUCAACAGCUGGGGCAAAGCCAUGUUUGAACUGGACUCCUUCCCUGCGUGGGCCAAUGCCACCGGAGUGUGAGCCUGGUUCUGCCACAGGAGAAGAUCCACGCACAUCCUGUCCUCCCUAUUCACAGGUGCCAGACAAAGACCUCUGGUCAGAGCAACAGCACGGGACACGGUGGAACGCACGCAUCUGAGUGCUGCUAGAAUACAAGCCCAUCGAGGCUUACUGAUACCUGACACUGGCUUGUGGAAGAAAGUGGUGACAAAUAUGAUUAGGAAUGAAAGAAGACUGAAAAAUGAAUUUUUUUUUUUUUUACUGUAUUUACACUGUAUCAUAAUGACAUUAUACUUUGAUUUAUUUCUAUCCUCAAGAAAGACCUUUUAAUGCUCAAAGCAGCCAAUUCCAGAAACAUCAUUAAACUCCACUCUUUUUUGUCACAGAAAAACUUAGGAAGGGCUAUUCAUGAUGUCAAAGUUUUUAGAAAUGUUUUAUGUAGUUACAUGUAGCCAUGUCUUUCUGGCAAUAAGCCAUAUUGUAUAAAAGCUUAACUUAACAUUUAACAACAUUUACUCAAGUAAUGCACUUAAGCACAAUUUUUGAGGUACUUGUACUUUACAUAGAGAUUUACAUUUUUUUUCACUUCUACAUUUUUGUCCUUCACAACAUUUCUGAAGGAAAUAUCGUCCUUUCGACUCUGCGACAUAUAUUUAACAGCUGUAGUUUCUUACUUUUCAUAUUAAGAUAACAUACAAGAUAACGUGAUUAUGGACUGAACUACACUAAUGCAUUUAAAUUAUCCCACCUAUAGAAGCCCUGAGAGGCAAAUGAGGCGAAGAAUGAUCAUUUUACAUCUGUGAAAGUUUUGGCAGGUUUUUCUUUCAAGUAUGAAAGUUUUUGCAAGAAAAAAAUUGCUGGGAUCAAGUGUUUGUUUCAGUAAUACUCAAGUCAGCCAAGAGGCUUAUGUGCACCAACACCCCAUGUUCCAACAGGACUAAAAGCUCUUGUGUUUUCUUCCAUUUGAGUUUUAAUUUUUCCAUGCACUCUUAACAUAAGGUGGGCUGCAAAUAUUAUGCCUGAUUGAAAAUUCUUUUUUCUCUUACUUGUCUCUCAGGGCUUCCGUACAUCAUACACAGAUACAACAUUAAGACAAUGUAAAAUAGUAAUCCAGUAACAUCACAUAACACUGGAAAGGGCAUUUCAGUCUACUGAAAACUUUCACUACUGAUACAUUUUUGUGUCAAAAUCUCUACUUGUGAUCUGCCAUUUUUUACAUCACACUGUUGCUUCAUCUAUACACUGCGUUGAUUUGUACAUCAGGGUGUAUGGCAGUUUGUUGCAGUUCCAGCAUCAGCUGAACUUUGAAAUGUAGCAUCACUGCAAAACAACAAACCUAUGUGCCUUCUACAAACUUGUACUGUCUUAAUAACACAUUUUCAAUAUUUUUGAUCAAUACAGUAUGUGCUAACAAUGUGAAAUGUCUCACUGCAAUGAUGACUUCUGGCUGAACUGUAAUAAAGUGGUGUUUAAGAACCAAU